UGGUUUGGUUAUUUAAGUGCAGUAGAACAGCUGAUACGCGGUGACAAGUACAUAUCUAUUUGGUAGCAAGAGGAGGGGUAGUAAAUUAUAUGAAUUUAAGCAUCGAGGGUUGAGUGAUUGUGUGUAGACGGGCUUCGAUGAGAAUAGAAAUUCUGCAUGACAAGAAAGUAAUCUAUCGGUACAAAUAAGUAGACCCGGCGAGAUACAUAUUUGUACCUGCGCAAUACUAGGACUAAAUGACUUUCCUAUCGACUUCAUCAUAAAACUAGUCAACCCCUUAUUAACAAACUAUAUGGCUUUGCGCCUUGUCAACUUCUUGGUCCCAUCAGUUACUCGAUGUAGGGAGAAGCUGCUGGUACGUCACCGAGAGCAGCUAGUAGACUGGGUAGUCCACCGAUAUUUACAUACAAACAAAUUCACCCUGAGAACUUCAACUAAGCACCCCAACAGAGUUCAUCACCAAGCCAUGGAUCCAUCUCGUAUUGCAAUUUGUCAUAUGCGAGCGACUAACAAAAAAGAAGAUAACCUGAAGCAGGUGGAACAGAUUGUCGAGACUGCGAAAUCGCAACAAGUUAAGAUUGUCUUCUUGCCGGAAUGCUGUGAUUUUGUUGGAGAGAAUAGUCGUGAAACUAUCGAAUUGGCCGAACCUUUGACGGGAAGUACUGUGUCUGCAUAUUGUAAACUUGCUCUUUCCAAUCGUAUCUGGAUAUCAUGCGGUGGAAUUCAUGAAUCUGUUUUGAGUAAGGAUGGCUCAAAAACAAAUAAAAUUUACAACACUCAUAUUCUCAUAAAUGAUGAAGGUAAGAUAGUUGCAGAAUAUCGUAAAUUACAUUUAUUCGACGUGGAUACACCCGAAAAAUCCUUUCGCGAAUCCAAAGUGGUGUCUGCAGGAGAUGUAUUGCUCACACCAGUUCAAACCCCAGUUGGGUCUAUUGGAAUGCAAAUUUGCUAUGAUCUGCGAUUUCCAGAGGCUAGUCUUAUACUACGAAAACGUGGCGCCCAAAUAUUAACCUACCCCUCGGCAUUUGCUGUUUCAACAGGAAAAGCGCAUUGGGAAAUUUUAUUGAGAGCCCGUGCCAUUGAAAAUCAAUGCUUUGUCAUAGCACCAGCACAAAUUGGUCGACAUAAUGCCAAGCGGGAAAGUUAUGGCCAUGGAAUGAUUGUAGGCCCUUGGGGAGAGAUUUUGGCUCAAUGCAAGCCAACCGAUCUAGAUGUCGCCAUUGCAGAUAUAGAUCUCAAUAAUUUAGAGAAGGUUCGCCAAAACAUGCCUUGUUUUGAACAUCGUCGUAAUGAUGUCUAUACUCUUGCCGCUAUUAGCACAUACCACGUUCCAUCACCAGUUCCGGAGAAAUUUGCAGAUUUUACCAUUCCUAUUGAUACAAUUUUUUAUCGAUCUGAAUUUAGUUUUGCGUUUACAAACAUUCGGUGCGUUGUUCCAGGACACGUAUUAGUAGCAACCAAGCGAAAUAUACCUCGUUUGAAAGACAUGACUGCCGAUGAAAUCACGGACUUUUUUCAUACAGUUUCAAAAAUCCAAAGAUGUCUUGAGUCGAUAUAUGGGACAACAUCCUCUACAGUUACCGUACAAGAUGGAGCUGAUGCUGGACAAACUGUUAAGCACGUCCAUUGUCAUAUAAUGCCUCGAAAAAGUGGAGAUUUUGAGCACAACGACCAAAUUUAUAUUGAGUUAAAUCGACAUGAUCACGAUAAGACUAUGAAGCGUCGUCCUUUAGAAGAAAUGGUAGCUGAAGCACAACGAUAUCGCGACUACUUUACAAAAGCGGGUCAAGUGAAUUAAGGCUCACUUCAAGAAAGGCUAUAUUUUCAUCGAGUUUCAGCGUUUGUACUGUUUUAUGUUCUGAUAUUAAAAUUGUGAUUGAACCAUA
Molecule: messenger RNA, 1886 nt
Organism: Hermetia illucens (black soldier fly)
Lineage: Eukaryota; Metazoa; Arthropoda; Insecta; Diptera; Stratiomyidae
Gene: NitFhit
Product: nitrilase and fragile histidine triad fusion protein NitFhit
Exons: 7
Coding region: 293-1798 (501 amino acids)
Biological process (GO): nucleobase-containing compound metabolic process
Molecular function (GO): bis(5'-adenosyl)-triphosphatase activity; hydrolase activity, acting on carbon-nitrogen (but not peptide) bonds, in linear amides
Source: RefSeq, a predicted model, not a curated record